Molecule: messenger RNA, 2912 nt
Organism: Acanthisitta chloris (rifleman)
Lineage: Eukaryota; Metazoa; Chordata; Aves; Passeriformes; Acanthisittidae
Gene: PITPNM3
Product: PITPNM family member 3
Exons: 17
Biological process (GO): phospholipid transport
Cellular component (GO): cytoplasm
Molecular function (GO): phosphatidylcholine intramembrane carrier activity; phosphatidylinositol transfer activity; metal ion binding
Source: RefSeq, a predicted model, not a curated record
GUGAAUUAUAUAGAGCCCCUUUAAGAAAACAGAGGUGCCCAGCACAAGGCAGUAUUGAAAUACACGAGGACAAUGAGGAAGGAGUUCAACACCAGAACUGCAAAAUUCAUGUACUAAUUUUGAUCCUGCAUGGGGGGAACAUCUUAGACAUGGGAGCUGGGGAUCACAGCAGCAAGCUGGCAGACAUCAACACCUUCAGUUCUGUGUUUGAGAAGGUGACCCGAGACCAUUUCCCUGCCUCUUUGGGCCACGUCUUAAUGAGACUUGUUCCCUGCCCAGCAAUCUGUUCAGCAGCUUUCUCUCUUGUUUCCAACCUUUUUCUCCUGAUCAUAACGUCCUUCUUUAGCCUAAAUCCCUACAGCUAUGAUGAGAGCUGUCUCAGCAGCAGUGAAGACCACAUCCCGUUGGCUGCCUUGCCUUUGCUGGCUGUUUCAUCCCCUCAGUACCAGGAUGCAGUUGCCAUGGUGAUCAGUAGAGCCAAUCAAGUUUACAACGAGUUUCUCAAGUCUACAGAUGGGGCUGGUUUUAAUGGACAGGUGUGUCUCAUUGGUGACUGCAUUGGAGGAAUUUUGGGCUUUGAUGCCAUCUGCUAUAAUUCUAAUACAACUGACGAGAGUCGGAACAGUAGCAGGAGAGGAAGCGUCAGCAGCAUCCAGGAUAAUCACCUCUUAGCAGAGGACUCCAGUCUCGGUGGCAGCAAACACCUGAGCAAAAGCAAUACUGACAUCUCGGGAAUCACAGAGGAUGAGAAGCCAAGACAGCCACUGCCUCGGAAACAGAGUGACUCAUCCACCUAUGACUGUGAUACUAUAACCCAGCAUCAUGCUUUCCUGUCUAGCAUCCAUUCAAGUGUGUUGAAAGAUGGUGCAGACUUUCCUCCUGUGGAUUCCAGUCUCUCAGAAGUAAACCGGGGCCGAUUUGAAUUUGAGGUGUCUGAUUUCUUCCUCUUUGGAUCGCCACUUGGUUUGGUGCUGGCCAUGAGGAGCACUGUUUUGCCUGGCCUGGAUGUAUGCCAGGUCCGACCAGCCUGCAGCCAAGUGUACAGUUUCUUUCACUCUGCUGACCCCUCUGCCUGCAGACUUGAACCAUUGCUGGAGAAAAAGUUUCAUCUCCUGCCUCCAUUCAGUGUCCCUCGGUACCAGAAACACCCACUAGGGGAUGGAAGAUCUCACCAGUUAGGUGAUGCUCUCCACAACCACAGUGCUCUGUUCCUUGAGAACAGCUCUUUGAACAUGCCUUUCUCUCAGGAGAGUCCUGGAUCUCCAAAUGCACCUGAUCAACCACAAGGGAAAACAAGAAAGUUGAGCUUGGGCAGCACAAACAGUGAAAACUCAGGGUCAACAGAAAGCUUACCAUCAGCAUGCCUCACCAACAUUACUGCAAAGUGGUGGGGAACAAAACGCAUAGAUUAUGCCUUGUAUUGUCCAGAUGUACUGACGGCCUUUCCAACUGUGGCCCUGCCACAUCUCUUCCAUGCCAGCUACUGGGAAUCAACAGACGUUGUGGCCUUCAUUUUGAGACAGGUGAUGAGGUAUGAAAAUGUAAAUUUCAAGGAAAAUGACAACCUGGAUCCAGCAACACUAAGUCCAUCCAAUCCAAGAGAAAAGUGGCUGCGCAAAAGGACGCAUGUCAAACUGAGAAAUGUGACUUCUAAUCACCGAGCUAAUGAUGUCAUUGCAGCAGAAGAUGGUCCUCAGGUACUAGUUGGGCGCUUUAUGUAUGGACCUCUGGACAUGGUGGCUUUAACAGGUGAAAAGGUGGAUAUCUUCAUAAUGACUGAGCCAUCUUCGGGUAGGUGGGUGUACUUUGACACAGAGAUAUCCAACAGCAGUGGCCGGAUAUCUUACAGCAUACCUGAACAGAAGAGACUGAGAGUUGGUGUGUAUCCCAUCAAAAUGGUGGUCAGAGGGGACCAGAGCAGUGCUGCAAGUUACCUGACUGUGCUUCCCCGAGGAAUGGAGUGUGUUGUGUUCAGCAUUGAUGGUUCAUUUGCAGCAAGUGUUUCAAUUAUGGGAAGUGACCCCAAAGUCCGAGCAGGGGCCGUUGAUGUUGUCAGGCAUUGGCAGGACCUGGGAUAUCUGAUUAUCUAUAUCACCGGCCGUCCAGAUAUGCAAAAGCAACGUGUGGUUUCAUGGUUGUCUCAACACAACUUUCCACAAGGGAUGAUCUUCUUCUCAGAUGGACUUGUUCAUGAUCCACUGCGACAAAAGACCAUUUUUCUCCGGAAUCUCAUGCAAGAGUGCCACAUCAAAAUCUGUGCCGCAUACGGUUCCAUGAAGGAUAUUUCUGUGUACAGUGUCUUGGCUCUGUCGCCAUCCCAGAUCUACAUAGUUGGACGAUCAACAAAGAAAUACCAGGCACAAUGUCAAUUCCUCAGUGAAGGUUAUGCAGCCCACUUGGCCUCGCUGGAGUUCAGUCUCCAUUCACGACCCAAAAAGAACAACUCUCGGAUGAUCUUGAGGAAAGGCAGCUUUGGCCUCCACUCCCAACCUGAGUUUUUGCGCAAGAGAAACCACCUCCGCAGGACUAUGUCUGUACAGCAACCUGACCCACCUUCUUUGAACCCCAAGCCAGAGCGUGCCCAGAGCCAGCCUGAAUCAGACAAAGAUCACGAUAGGCAUUUGCCCUCCAUUGCUUGGGUUCGAGGUGGAGUUCACAAAUUUGAAUCUGUUCCCUAGGAGCUUGGGAAUAUAGAUCUUGGGUGCACCCCAUUAAGCCUGUAAGCAUGCCUCAAAAAUAAUAUUUGGGCAGCUUCAAACUAAGAGAUAGAGAUGGGAACCUGUACCUUGGAGUCUUUCCUGCUCUGAAAUCUGCCUUCUUGCACCAAGUGGGGAACUUCCAGUGUGUUUAUUGGGAAAUUUGAAAACAAUCUAAAACUAUUGCAGGUGCUUACAGCAUCAAAGCAAAAGGAA